CGCGCUGUUGUCCGCGUUCUCGAACCUCGAUUCUUCUUCGUACCAUCACCAUCUCAUUACCACGCUUAUAAUGUCCGAAGAACUGAUGUCGAAGGAGAUUGCAUCCCGGCUAGGGUAUGAAGUCGCGUCAGAUCCUAAACUUCUGGAGGAAUGUCUAUUGAUAUGUCGAAUAUACAAUCUUACACCUGAACAACUCCAGUUCAAAUGGGAAGCAGCUACUUUCUCGUCGACACCGGCACGCGCACACGAAGCAGCGCGGUUCACGAUAGACUCGCUGGCGGGUGUGAAAGCACAGAUCAAACGCGAGAUGAAUCAGAAUAGUGCUACUAGAGCUCGGUCUAGGAACUUCUCUGGUGCAGCAGUUGUAAAUCGCACAAGAUUGCCCCAGUUUAUGCAUCAAAAUAUCAGGAAGAACGCUGGAAGGGUUGGCAUAGGGGAAGUUCAGGUCAAGGCAGAGACCGGACUCGAACCAAUGAGUCUUGCUGGACCAAGUAGAUCUACAAGUAAAGUUGCUUUCAAGGGGCCAAAAAUGGACGCGUCGUCUCGCAAGAAUCGAGGGUAUCUUUAUAUGUACGAGAAGUUGUCAGAAAGGAGUGAAGUGCUGGAUGAACGGAUAGACGAGUUUGCGGAACUGGUUAGAGAACAUUAUGGCAUUACUGAACUUGGAGACCCUUCUUCUGCAUCCGACGCAAAAGUUGUGGUUGUUGGACGAAUCACGUAUGAUUCUGAGACGCCGCCAUCUAACGCCAAAUUGACCGAGGCUACUCUCACAUUAGAGUCAUCUCGAAUGAUCUCUAAGGGCGUGAGAGUACCUAUUCGCUUCGAGGAAUCUAUCAAAAUACGUGGAGGUGCAAAGGGAGCUGGCGGCCUAGCCCUUUUCCCUGGUGCUAUCGUCGCAUUAAGGGGUAAGAAUGGCAGUGGUGACUGGUUUUUGGCGAGCGAGAUCCUUACACUUCCCCCAAUGAAAAACUCGCCAUCGUCAGUCUCUGUGCCCACCAAACCUGACCCUGCUACCGCAGACACCUCGUUUUCUAUGGUUGUCUGUUGUGGCCCGUAUACACCAGAUUCUGACCUGAAGUUCGCGCCAUGGCAGUCGCUCUUAAAGAAGUUGAAAACAUCUCGGCCUCCUGUGAUUGUUUUGACUGGUCCUUUCCUGGAUUACACCCAUCCUCUCAUUGAACGCGGCGAAAUAGACGAGACUCCUCUCGCCCUUUUCCAUAGAAUAUUCCUGGAUCCACUUCGUCAAUUACUUGACUCUUCCUCUGGUAGUAUCGCGAUACUCGUACCCAGUGUUCGGGACCUCAUCAGUUCGCAUGCGGUGUAUCCUCAAUGCGAGUUUCGCUCCGAGGUAACCAAACACGACGCAAGAAUACAUCUUUUACCGAACCCAGCGAGGUUCUCGGUCAAUGGGGUCACGUUCGCGUCUACCACCGUAGACGUCUUAUUCCAUCUUCGUAAAGAGGAAAUCACUAAACGAGGCGAGGAGAUCGACUCUAUAGCACCCCAAUUCCCGGAAGACACCGGCUCCGAUUCGAUGGGAAAUUCAUGUCGACACUUGCUGCAGCAAAGAAGUUUCUAUCCUCUAUUUCCUGUUCCUUCGGACGUAGCCGCGGAAGUCAAUUUGGACGUGAGCCAUUCACAAGCCUUAAAGUUGAAUGGUGGAGACACGGAUGAAUCUGAAUUCGCGCCGGAUGUGUUUAUCAUUCUGAGCAAGUUGAAACAAUUUAGCAAGAGGGUGAACUCGACGCUAUUUAUCAACCCUUCGUGUGUCAGUAAGGGUAUUUAUGCAACGUUGAACUUCGCAGGGUCGGAACCUGGUGUAUCACUGGCAGGCAGGUUGAAGGGGGAGGUCAUUAAAAUACAGGGGGACGAAUAGGUCUCUCUUUUGAUCUAUCGUUGAUAUCGCGUUGUACUUUUCUGGCUCUGUGUAUGAAUGUAUGUUCCAUGAUCAU
Marasmius oreades (fairy-ring Marasmius) is the source of this 1952-nucleotide messenger RNA. RefSeq lists its product as uncharacterized. Lineage: Eukaryota; Fungi; Basidiomycota; Agaricomycetes; Agaricales; Marasmiaceae. Gene Ontology annotation, biological process: DNA replication initiation; DNA replication. The record is from RefSeq and is a predicted model, not a curated record. The transcript is spliced from 10 exons. Gene Ontology annotation, cellular component: alpha DNA polymerase:primase complex. Gene Ontology annotation, molecular function: DNA binding. Bases 71 to 1876 code for a protein of 601 amino acids.